GAGACAACUUAAAUGGGUAUUGAGAUCCGCCCAAAAACCUCUCAAAGAGUCGAAAGACCAAGACAAGCGCACAGAAGAGGGAGGGCGAGGAAGAAGCGAUGAAGGAGACGGCGAAGAUGAACGCCAUGAGAUCUGGUUUGGUUGUGAUCGGAGCCUUAGCCUUCGGAUACUUGACUCUGCAACUCGGUCUCAAGCCCUUCCUCCAGAGAGCAGAGGCCCAGCAACAGAAACUCUUCUUCUCCGACGACGAUUCCUCAAACUCCGACCGAUCGACGCCGUAAGCUGUGUUUCCCCAUUUCCCCGCUCCUACAAAACUCCAUUAAUGUACCCGAAUGCUCAUAACAAUUUUGAUUUUUUCUGCCUUCCUUUCACUUUUUGAAUCGCUUCUUUCUGUGUUCUUCUUCUAGAUCUGAUGCUGUGAUUCGAUAGCGGUUGUUGAUUCAUUUUGGAUUGAAUUUUGAUUUCUUGAUUGAAUUUGGAGACUAAUGUCAAGCGUUAAGAAGGUGAUUGGAUCAAGAAUGGGGCGGAAAUAUGAGUGGGUAUGCAUCUUCCUUUGCUUGUUGAGCAUAGGGAUGAAGAUUGAAGGCAUGGUCAAUGUCACCUUAACUGUCGUUGAUUCUGCUUUAUCUACGGGAGCAGUUUGUUUGGACGGGAGUGCCCCUGGAUUUUACUAUGACAUGGGAUAUGGCGAGGGAGCCAAUAAUUGGGUUAUUUUCUUUGAGGCUACAGGCGGAACAUAUAGAGGCGCAAGAAUAUUUGAUGCAUUAAUGACUUACUUUCAGUCGCAAGGAAUGAAAGAUGCUAAAAAUGCCAUCCUAGCGGGCAACUCCGCCGGGGGAUUAGCGACGAUGAUCCACUGCGACCGUUUUCGCGCGCUCUUCCCAAGCACAACGAGAGUGAAGUGUCUUGCUGAUUCUGCCUACUUUAUUAAUGACGAUCAAUUUCAAGGAGACAAAAUAUUCCAAUCAAGCUUCGAUUUUUUGGUCAAUUCAAUGGGAUCGGCUAAAUCGUUGCCGCAAGAAUGCACUUCAAAAAUGCAACCUUCAUUGUGUUUCUUCCCUCAAAAUAUAAUACAAUACGUUAAGACGCCCAUCUUCAUAGUCAUGUCAGCAUUUGAUCAAAUUCAGUUAAGGUAUGGCUUGUCACAACAACCAUAUGAGCAAUGCGCUAUACAUAACAAUUGCUCUCCCACAGAGUUAAAAACCAUCCAAGAUCUAAGAAUGCACUUUUUAAAUUUACUGCCAAAAGGGGACUCCCAAUCAAUUGGAAUUUGGGUGCCUAAUUGUGUGAGCCAUGAAUUCACAUACUUCUCAUGGUAUGGUCCAAAUAAAAUCAGAGUCCUCGGAGACAAGACUUAUGCAGAAGUAUUCGGUGAUUGGUACUUUGAUCGGGCCACAAGCCCAAUUCGAGCAAUUGACAAGUCGGACAAGCCCAUUGACUGCACCGCAUAUGGGCAACACCCACGAUUAUGAUUCGGUUCUAGCUCAAAAUCUCCCUGUUAAAUUACUACUUACAUUAUGUUGAUUAUAUGUACAUUAUUAAAAGAUCCAUAAUCUUCUAUUGGCAUUAAAUCUAAAGAUGUACAUAAAUACUUUCGAUCAAU
Messenger RNA from Cuscuta campestris, 1603 nucleotides. The record is from the annotation of a GenBank genome assembly. Lineage: Eukaryota; Viridiplantae; Streptophyta; Magnoliopsida; Solanales; Convolvulaceae.